AUGAAACAGACAAGCCAUUAUGAGCCCGAAGCUGUUGCGGUGCUGGACCAGUUUUAUGGGGACUACAAAAAGCAACGAUCAGCACAGGAGAGCAGACGACGAAGUACAGCAGCAAGCGCGGGGUCAUCCUCCGAUGACGAACGUGAUGACAAUGAUGGCGCCAAUAUGGCACAGGCGGGGACGGCGUUUGGCGACGAGGAGCGGUUCCUGAGCAGCAGCCGGCGCGACUUCACGUCGUACGACUAUGCGAGUGCGCGGCAGAAGGCGAUUGUGCCGCCGGCCGAGGACCAGGUGGUGCUUGGGCACGAGCGCGACGCUGGUGGCAGCGGCGCUGGGGAUGCCGGGCGGUUUGUGACGUCGAACCGUGCGGAGUACAGCGCGAAGAGCGCUGAGCAGGCGCGUGCGCGGGCUGUGCCUCGGCGGGAGAGCAACGUGCGGCUUGAGGGCGGGGACGGCGUUGGCGACGAGGAGCGGUUCCUGAGCAGCAGCCGGCGCGACUUCACGUCGUACGACUAUGCGAGUGCGCGGCAGAAGGCGAUUGUGCCGCCGGCCGAGGACCAGGUGGUGCUUGGGCACGAGCGCGACGCUGGUGGCAGCGGCGCUGGGGAUGCCGGGCGGUUUGUGACGUCGAACCGUGCGGAGUACAGCGCGAAGAGCGCUGAGCAGGCGCGUGCGCGGGCUGUGCCUCGGCGGGAGAGCAACGUGCGGCUUGAGGGCGGGGACGGCGUUGGCGACGAGGAGCGGUUCCUGAGCAGCAGCCGGCGCGACUUCACGUCGUACGACUAUGCGAGUGCGCGGCAGAAGGCGAUUGUGCCGCCGGCCGAGGACCAGGUGGUGCUUGGGCACGAGCGCGACGCUGGUGGCAGCGGCGCUGGGGAUGCCGGGCGGUUUGUGACGUCGAACCGUGCGGAGUACAGCGCGAAGAGCGCUGAGCAGGCGCGUGCGCGGGCUGUGCCUCGGCGGGAGAGCAACGUGCGGCUUGAGGGCGGGGACGGCGCUGGCGACGAGGAGCGGUUCCUGAGCAGCAGCCGGCGCGACUUCACGUCGUACGACUAUGCGAGUGCGCGGCAGAAGGCGAUUGUGCCGCCGGCCGAGGACCAGGUGGUGCUUGGGCACGAGCGCGACGCUGGUGGCAGCGGCGCUGGGGAUGCCGGGCGGUUUGUGACGUCGAACCGUGCGGAGUACAGCGCGAAGAGCGCUGAGCAGGCGCGUGCGCGGGCUGUGCCUCGGCGGGAGAGCAACGUGCGGCUUGAGGGCGGGGACGGCGUUGGCGACGAGGAGCGGUUCCUGAGCAGCAGCCGGCGCGACUUCACGUCGUACGACUAUGCGAGUGCGCGGCAGAAGGCGAUUGUGCCGCCGGCCGAGGACCAGGUGGUGCUUGGGCACGAGCGCGACGCUGGUGGCAGCGGCGCUGGGGAUGCCGGGCGGUUUUCUGCGAAGAGCGCUGAGCAGGCGCGUGCGCGGGCUGUGCCUCGGCGGGAGAGCAACGUGCGGCUUGAGGGCGGGGACGGCGCUGGCGACGAGGAGCGGUUCCUGAGCAGCAGCCGGCGCGACUUCACGUCGUACGACUAUGCGAGUGCGCGGCAGAAGGCGAUUGUGCCGCCGGCCGAGGACCAGGUGGUGCUUGGGCACGAGCGCGACGCUGGUGGCAGCGGCGCUGGGGAUGCCGGGCGGUUUGUGACGUCGAACCGUGCGGAGUACAGCGCGAAGAGCGCUGAGCAGGCGCGUGCGCGGGCUGUGCCUCGGCGGGAGAGCAACGUGCGGCUUGAGGGCGGGGACGGCGUUGGCGACGAGGAGCGUGCGCGGCAGAAGGCGAUUGUGCCGCCGGCCGAGGACCAGGUGGUGCUUGGGCACGAGCGCGACGCUGGUGGCAGCGGCGCUGGGGAUGCCGGGCGGUUUGUGACGUCGAACCGUGCGGAGUACAGCGCGAAGAGCGCAGAGCAGGCGCGUGCGCGGGCUGUGCCUCGGCGGGAGAGCAACGUGCGGCUUGAGGGCGGGGACGGCGUUGGCGACGAGAAGCGGUUCCUGAGCAGCAGCCGGCGCGACUUCACGUCGUACGACUAUGCGAGUGCGCGGCAGAAGGCGAUUGUGCCGCCGGCCGAGGACCAGGUGGUGCUUGGGCAUGAUGGUUUAAGCAAGCGGUUGAGCGGUGCGGGCGCUGGUGAUGAUGGUGAUGAGCGGCCUUCCAUGGACCUGCAGACAACGUCGUCGACGUCGUACCGCGGGCACGACCUUGGUCUUUACCGACGCGAGGGCGAGCGGUUGAGCGGUGCGGGCGCUGGCGAUGAUGGUGAUGAGCGGCCUUCCAUGGACCUGCAGACAACGUCGUCGACGUCGUACCGCGGGCACGACCUUGGUCUUUACCGACGCGAGGGCGAGCGGUUAAGCGGUGCGGGCGCUGGCGAUGAUGGUGAUGAGCGGCCUUCCAUGGACCUGCAGACAACGUCGUCGACGUCGUACCGCGGGCACGACCUUGGUCUUUACCGACGCGAGGGCGAGCGGUUGAGCGGUGCGGGCGCUGGUGAUGAUGGUGAUGAGCGGCCUUCCAUGGACCUGCAGACAACGUCGUCGACGUCGUACCGCGGGCACGACCUUGGUCUUUACCGACGCGAGGGCGAGCGGUUGAGCGCGCCUUGCAUGGACCUGCAGACAACGUCGUCGACGUCGUACCGCGGGCACGACCUUGGUCUUUACCGACGCGAGGGCGAGCGGUUGAGCGGUGCGGGCGCUGGUGAUGAUGGUGAUGAGCGGCCUUCCAUGGACCUGCAGACAACGUCGUCGACGUCGUACCGCGGGCACGACCUUGGUCUUUACCGACGCGAGGGCGAGCGGUUGAGCGGUGCGGGCGCUGGUGAUGAUGGUGAUGAGCGGCCUUCCAUGGACCUGCAGACAACGUCGUCGACGUCGUACCGCGGGCACGACCUUGGUCUUUACCGACGCGAGGGCGAGCGGUUGAGCGGUGCGGGCGCUGGCGAUGAUGGUGAUGAGCGGCCUUCCAUGGACCUGCAGACAACGUCGUCGACGUCGUACCGCGGGCACGACCUUGGUCUUUACCGACGCGAGGGCGAGCGGUUGAGCGGUGCGGGCGCUGGUGAUGAUGGUGAUGAGCGGCCUUCCAUGGACCUGCAGACAACGUCGUCGACGUCGUACCGCGGGCAUGACCACUCUACGUCUUGGCGGUUACCUUUCGUGCCCUCACCACAAGCUCACUAUCUCCCGCCUACGAGAGUGCUGCUGUCGCCUGUUGCUUCUGCCAUUGGCGAGUCGCCCCGUGUUGUCGAGGACUUUCUUCAAGAAAUGCAGCGUGGUGCCGGUGUGUCACCGCACCAUCACAGGCGUGCGCGGCGCAAGCUAUCGCAAGGGCUGACGAAACGGCGCCACACAGAGUUGCUGCCUCCAAGCAAGAGUCGGAAUGGGUCGAGGGUGCGGUUUGCUGACAGCGAGGCGGUGGUUGAGUUUGACACGAACGAGCCACCCACCCCGUCGUCACCCGGCCGUCGAAAGCAGUGGAGAAAGCGGCCCGCGCGUGUGCGAGCAGUACCUUUGCUGCCAUGACUUCGACCAUGGUCAAACAAACAAUCAACCAAACAGCAUGUGUUUAUGAUUGGCAACCCUCUUCUUCUUCUCCAUGUAAUAACUGGUGUUCUUGUGCUGGAGAUGCGUCUUGUGUGUGAUGCACGUGAUUCCACCCUCUCCCUCACUCUCGUUAUGCUCUCUCGCAGUUGUGCAUAGGCUGAUGCGAUUGUUUCAUUGUUCAUACAAAAUAAAGUCAGCUUGGGC
Messenger RNA from Salpingoeca rosetta, 3780 nucleotides. RefSeq lists its product as uncharacterized. The transcript has 7 exons. The record is from RefSeq and is a predicted model, not a curated record. Bases 1 to 3555 code for a protein of 1184 amino acids. NCBI's taxonomy places the organism in Eukaryota, Choanoflagellata, Craspedida, Salpingoecidae.